ACCGCAAUUUUCGAUCGAAGGCCAAGGUUAACUGGAAAAACGGAGCGAGUCAGAAGACGCGAACUAGAAACGAUGCACGAGCGACCGAAUUCGAUGCACAAAAGCGUCAACCAUCCUGAAUGGCACGCGGACCGUAGAAGACGAGAGAAAGUAUCCGCGUGGUUCGAUGCGAGAUUCCGUGGCUUCCGUCACGGAGGCAAAGAGAAAGACUCACGACCCGACACGCGUACAAAGACUCUUAAUUCGGUUCCCUUUAUGGCGAACGUUGGAACGAUUCCAUAAUGAUGCAGUUCUGUUUGGAGAAAUUAGAUUUUACCGGGCAACGAAACGGACGAAAAUAUUUUGCAAAUGAUCGGACAAACGAAAAUAACUAGAAAAUACGAGAUUACAAACGAAAUCUUAGCGAGAUACGUAUAACGAUCUGGCUGUGCUCCCUUUCUCUCUCUCUCUCUCUCUCUCUCUCUCUCUCGCUCUCUCUCUCUCUCUCUCUCUCUCUCUCGCUCUCUAUCUCUCUCACUUGGAAAGUACACGUAUAAUUUUCCUACAUUUAAAAAUAUUUAUAAUUUGUAUUAUUCGUAUAUUGCUGUACUUAAUUAGCCUUAAUUACGAGCUUAUCGGUUUCGUACCACUUUGAAAAACUUUCCAUUAUUUCUGACGGCUUGGGAUGGCUUUUGUCAGAUACGUAGGUACAUUCUUUAGUUAAUAUACCGCACUUUCGGUAUUGUUUUAAAUCGAUGGAAUGGGUCCAAGUGUAUUUUUGUGACUUUAAUAAAGAAUUAAAUAAAUCAAAAUAUUUUCCCUUCGCUAUGUAUUAAAAGUUUCUUUGUGCUCGUAAUUCGCGAUAGCUGAGCCUCGACAUUCCGAAGCUCUUCUCAUAUUUCUUUCCUCUCAUCUAUAUAUCAUAGAACAAAUUUUCUUAAGAUACGGUUCACACGCUCAGAGAUUAGAUGGAAGGAGAAUAAAUGAAAAUGGAAAAGAGCCGUAGAUAGAUUAGCGAACAAAAGGAAAAAAGGGCGAUCGCGUAAUCUAGAUGGAGAAGCGCAGCGGAAAAGACCGGCCACGCAAACCAGCGAACAAACGGUACGGGCUCAGGACGUGAUUUCAGGAGGCCUCGGGAAAGGAGGCGCCUCUCGCCACGUUUGGUUUUCACUCUCGGCACUCGGUGUUCGAGUCAGUGCCGCUGGUGCUGUGUUUUCUCGCUGCCAUUUGCCGGCACACGUUCGUCGUAUACACGAAUCGCCAAGCGUUUUAAACUUUUCCGCGUGCACAAGCUCGGAAGCUUGCUCGAGAAAGCUGGUGGUGUCAUGAAAAAGUGCAACACGUAGAACGAGGACGAACAAAUGUGACCGUAUAAAAUAUCCGGGCAAUCGACAUUGACAAAAUGGUUUAAAACGGUUGAAAAGUUAUUUACAAUAGUGGUCGCUACUUGUAAUAGUGAAUGUUAAAAAGUUUAAAUUUACAGCGAUUGGAAUGUCGUGAUUGAACGUUAUUCGAAUACGUAAUAUAUGAAAAAGGAAGGAACGAAGAUAUUAUACUUUCCACAGUGGCAAAUAUGUUUUAACGAAACAAGGAAAAAAGGGAACAGCAUAAAUUUAUUUGUUCGGAAAUUCAAUCCAAUUACGAUAACCGGUAUGAUAAAUGACACGUUCGCGGCUAUUAACGAAGAGUUAUUUAAACAAUUUGCUUUUAAUUGGAAGUAAUCUUAUAUUUCUGCUUAUUAGCAACCUCUGUAUAAUUUAAUAUUCCGUUCGUUAUUCGAAUAAAUAUUCAUAUGAUUUUCUAACUGAUAAUUAUUUGGCGCGCGCAAUUUUUUUCAUCCGUUUCGUGAUCGUUACAAUGAUAGAAACUAGUAUAGACUAUGUUGCGUCGGGCAACACUCUACGUAAACCAGGCCACACACCGCGGGCGAGAUGACAGCUAGAUUUUUUUUUUGUGUUUUUAUUUAUUUAUUAAAAUUACAAUCAAUUCUCGCGGACAGCUAGAUGUCUUCGGAUCCUUACUGCGUACCCUUCGUAAAUCUCAGGAAUUUCCUAGUCGAGAUCCUCCGAACCGAACAGAUAUUCUUUCGCUGAAUUGUUUCCUAAAGUUUAUUGUCCACCACGGGUUGACACGGGAAAGUUGCCUUUUCUCACGUAUGAAGGCCUUCCACUAGCAACUUUAUCUCGAGAGCGAUUAGCAUCCUUUCUCACCCACCACUAUAGCAAAUAACCAAGUAACAACGAAGCCUAUUUCUCUCGCUCUCUUAGCCAAAAUCGUCACCAACAAAUCCGAUGAUCCGUUAGACACAGCCAUCCUUAGUUUUCCUCCGCCACAGCAUCAUCACCGAACUUUACUGAUUUUCCAUCUUUCAAACAGUCAACAUCGUGCUUGCACCGUUGGCGUGCUUCCUCGCGAUCGCGUCUCUCCGCGAGUGGUCGAAACAGACUACUACAAUUAAAUUUUGUAAAUUCUAGAUAAUUUGGCGUUCGUGGAAGUUUCGAGCGCCACAUCAGUCUCGCCGAAUAGACGUGGUUCUCACGAGGUGGAAUUAAGUGGAAAUGGCAAUAGGGGUAACUACUUUGCUAGGUACUGCAUCGGUCCUCGGAUUCAGCCUGAUUCCUCUCCUAGCGAUCGGCUUCUCCGUAUUUCGCUACAACCAAGUGGAUCCAGAAUCUCAUCCGACCGAUACCCACCAGCUUCUACGAAUGUACGAUUUCAUAGUGAUCGGUGGAGGAAGCGCGGGUGCGGUGAUAGCAUCGAGAUUGUCAGAGGUAUCGAAUUGGACUGUGUUGCUCGUGGAAGCGGGCGGUGACGAAAAUGAAAUUUCGGACGUCCCCGUAUUGGCUGCGUAUAGUCAGUUCUCGGAAAUGGAUUGGAAAUACCAAACUUCGCCACCGACCGUUUCGGCUUAUUGCCUCGCCAUGAUCGGCGAUAGAUGCAACUGGCCACGUGGAAAGGUGCUUGGUGGCAGCAGCGUGUUGAACGCCAUGAUUUAUGUCCGGGGUAAUCGCCGUGACUACGACAAUUGGGCCAGACUGGGCAACGUCGGCUGGAGUUACGACGAGGUUCUGCCGUACUUCCUGAAAUCCGAGGACAACCGCAAUCCCUACCUCGCAAGGACGCCCUAUCAUGCCAUGGGUGGUUACCUGACCGUGCAAGAGUCUCCGUGGAGAACACCGUUAUCGAUCGCGUUUUUGCAAGCUGGUCAGGAGCUUGGCUAUGAGAAUCGAGACAUAAACGGCGCGCGUCAGACCGGUUUCAUGUUAACCCAGUCAACGAUACGUCGAGGCAGUCGUUGCUCCACCGCGAAAGCGUUCUUGAGACCGGUGAAGCACAGGCAGAAUCUCCAUAUAGCGAUGAACUCGCAAGCGUUGAGGGUGGUGUUCAACGACGACAAGAGAGCCACCGGUAUCGAGAUCCUUAGGGGUGGUCGUCAGCAAGUAAUAAGAGUCAGACGGGAGAUCGUUUUAUCGGCUGGCACGAUCAACUCGGCCCAACUGCUGAUGUUAUCCGGAAUCGGGCCUAGAGAACACUUGGCGGAGUUCGAUAUACCCGUGAUAUCGGAUUUGAGAGUCGGCGACAAUCUUCAGGACCAUGUGGGUCUUGGUGGACUGACGUUCGUAGUCAACGAACCAAUCAGCCUCAAGAAGGACCGUUAUCAAACCAUUCCCGUGAUGCUGGAGUACGUUCUAAACGAAAGGGGUCCGAUGACCAAUCCCGGAAUAGAAGGAUUGGCCUUCGUCAACACCAGAUACGCGAACAAAUCGGACGACUAUCCCGAUGUUCAGUUCCAUUUCGGCCCAAGUUCUGUCAAUUCCGACGGUGGAGAUCAGAUUAAGAAGAUCUUAGGUCUGCGAGAUAGAGUGUACAAUACCAUGUACAAACCGCUGACUCACGCUGAAACAUGGUCCAUUCUGCCGCUUCUAUUGAGACCCAGAAGUUCCGGUUGGCUGCGCUUAAAGAGCAAGAACCCAUUAGUAUAUCCAGAUAUUAAUCCGAAUUAUUUCACCCACAAAGAGGACAUGGACGUUCUUAUCGAUGGCAUAAGGAUCGCGUUACAGUUAUCCAACACGACGGCCUUUCAGAGAUUCGGUUCCAGGCCACACACUAUCCGUAUGCCUGGAUGCCACAGGUAUCUAUUCGACACUUACGAUUAUUGGGAAUGCGCGAUUCGACAUUUCACUUUUACGAUUUAUCAUCCCACCGGAACCUGCAAAAUGGGUCCAAAGAGCGACUCUACGGCUGUCGUGGAUCCGAGAUUAAGAGUGUACGGGGUGAAAGGGUUGAGAGUGGCAGACGCGUCGAUCAUGCCCACGAUCGUCAGUGGAAAUCCGAACGCUCCUACUAUUAUGAUCGGUGAAAAGGCAAGCGAUAUCAUCAAGGAGGACUGGAUGUACAAGAGAGAACGAUACGUGGGAAGGUAGUCAACGCAGGAAGGAUCAACGACCCUUUGAAACGAUUUCCGUUGUUUAAAAUGCUUAGAACGUGAAAACGCGAUUAACGGAGUAACGCUUCGGAAC
This is a messenger RNA of Bombus huntii, 4499 nucleotides long. RefSeq names its product glucose dehydrogenase [FAD, quinone]-like. Gene Ontology annotation, molecular function: oxidoreductase activity, acting on CH-OH group of donors; flavin adenine dinucleotide binding. Bases 2538 to 4403 code for a protein of 621 amino acids. The transcript is spliced from 3 exons. NCBI's taxonomy places the organism in Eukaryota, Metazoa, Arthropoda, Insecta, Hymenoptera, Apidae. The record is from RefSeq and is a predicted model, not a curated record.